AUGUUUUUGACCGACUCGCACAUCCAUUUGAAGGCACUUCCAAUUUCGGCCGAUGUAUCUAAAGCACUUUUGGUUUCAAUUGAUCGCUCAGAAUGGGAUAUGGUGUGUGAUUUUGCUAAAAAGAGUCCUUCAUGCAUAAUCCCGGCAUUUGGCACACAUCCCUGGUUCGUUUCAAAAGUCUCCCAGCGAGAAGAAUAUUUAAAGCAACUUUGGUUUUAUGUUCAGUCCUUCCCUAAUUCUUUGCUUGGAGAAAUAGGUCUAGAUUCUAGUAAAAGGCAUUUGAAUUCCUUUGCACUACAAGAAGAACUAUUUUUUGACCAAUUUAAACUUGCAAAUCAAUUAAGAAGGCCUAUUUCGCUACAUGUCGUUGGAGAAGUAUCCGUUUCUUCACUCUGCCAAUUUUUGAGAGCAUUUCCUCUUUGUAGACCCCCUUCGAUUUCUCUGCAUUCCUUUACAGGCUCCCUGACCCAGCUUCGCCAGCUGCGAAAUGCCUUUGGGGAAGAUACCAAUGUAUUUCUUGGCGUUUCUCAAAGGCUGUCAGGAAGACUUCCACUGGCGAAGCUGCAUCGACUUAUUUUGGAAAUGCCAGAUAACAGGAUAUUAAUAGAAUCUGACGACGAAGCGUGCAAUCAAACUUACAUUAGUGACCUUGAAUCUGUUGCCGGAAUACUGUCAAAUUGUAAAAAUUGGGACUUGGCACAGUCAAUCAUUAACACGCACAACAACUUUUUGGAAUUUGCUUUGUGUCCACAAUAG
Mitosporidium daphniae is the source of this 756-nucleotide messenger RNA. RefSeq lists its product as uncharacterized. The record is from RefSeq and is a predicted model, not a curated record. Gene Ontology annotation, molecular function: hydrolase activity, acting on ester bonds. The transcript has a single exon. Lineage: Eukaryota; Fungi; Microsporidia. The coding region runs from base 1 to 756 and encodes 251 amino acids.